CAAGAAUCCGUCCACACACAAAGUCCAACCCACACACGCACGACGCAAGACCUUGCAUAGCGUUGAGAGACUCACAAAGCACAGUCCCUCCUUCCCCCGCCUUGAUAUUCUCCUUGUGCUGCUUUCUCAUCUCAAGCUUUUCUUUCCCCUCUUUUCGAUUCUAACACCACCCAUAAUCUAUUAUGUGUCAUCUUUUUCGUGAUUUCAAACCUGUUAUAAAAUCCCCUCAUUAUUCAUGCACGCAACGUGUUUGUUAAAUUGAACAACCUAAUCCUUACUACACAAACCUUAUGCAAUGCUAUCCCUCAAGUUGUUUCGCUCUCUUCCUUUCAAUUCUAACAUGCAUCGUUCCUUUCUCUUUUCAUUUUCAACCACUUCUUCCUUAUCAACCCCGAUAAACCAAUCUUCCACCGAAGAAACCACUUUUCUGUUUAACCUCCUUAAUUCCAAUUCCAAUUUACCUAAAUAUCAAUCCAUUUAUAUCUCAAAACGUGCUUCAGGAGCUACCUUCCCUCAAAGGCCAUUGUCUGUCCUUAACUAUUUCAAACAAGUUGGAUUUUCUCAAGCUCAGAUUCACUCCAUCAUUCGCCAGAGACUUCCAUUACUCUUUUCAGAUGUUGAUAAAACUCUCAGACCUAAAGUUGAGUUCUUUCAACAAUUGGGUUUUCAAGGUUCUCAUUUACGUGACUUUAUUUCUAAGAAUCCAACCAUUUUGACUGCUAGUUUGAACAAAAAAUUGAUUCCCUCGGUGGAAGCUAUUAAGAAAAUUGCACAGAAUGAGAAAGAUUUUAUUCAAGUUUUGUCCAACUGUGGCUGGCUACUCCCAAAGUACCAAUUAUUUGUUGCCAACAUUGCUUUCUUAGAGAGUUGUGGUGUUGUUGGGGAUCAGGUUUUGUUUCUACUCAAACGAAAAUCACGAUUUUUCAUUGUACCACAAUCUCGUAUUAAGAACUAUGUAUCGCAAGCUGUAGACUUGGGUUUCCCUCAAAAUUCAAGAAUGUUAGUUCAUGCACUUUUUACGAUACAUGGUUUGAGCAAUAAAACAUUUAGGAGAAAGCUUGACUUAAUUCAGUGUUUUGGGUUUUCUAAAGAUGAGAGCCUGCAAAUGUUCAAAAAGGCUCCAUAUUUGCUUAAGGCAUCAGAAAAGAAAUUAAAGGUUGGAAUUGAGUUUUUCCUAAAUACAGUUAUGCUGCCAAAGUCAGUAUUGGUUAGUCAGCCUAUGGUUUUGAUGUAUAGCAUGGAGGAUCGAGUGUUUCCUCGAUAUAGAGUUUUUCAGCUUUUGAAAUCACAAAAUCUAUGUAAGGAGGUUCCAAGCUUUGUUACCAUGCUAUGGUUAUCUGAGGACAAGUUCUUGGACAGGUUUAUAUCAAGGUUUAAAGAAAAUGCAGAGGCAUUACUGAUAGCUUUCAAGGGGCAUCAUCUAGAUGCAUAAUGAUAUCUUGAUGCUCUAUUUUGCACUCUUCUUUUUAAGAAGCUUAGUUGCGCUAUAGAACGAAAGGAAGGAUAUUGAGGGCUGCAGUUGGACAGUGUCAAAAACUUUCAUUAGCAGAUUUUACCCAACUGAUGUAUUUUGAUUUUUAAGUGGUUUCAUUAUUGCCUUUUGUACAAUUUUUGUUUAUUUUUGGGAUAACAGUUCUGUUAGAUUUUGGAUGGAGUUUAUAAGAGAACAAUUCUACAUGUGUAUAUCAGAAUUUCAAAAUGACUUGUGUAUGGAACUGUUAUUCCCUAGUUUUUGCACGAGCUUCAAGAACCAUAAUGAUCUCUUGAUGCCCUAUUUGCACUCUUCUCUACUAAAAGCUAGGAAAUUUGGGGAUUACAA
Medicago truncatula (barrel medic) is the source of this 1819-nucleotide messenger RNA. RefSeq lists its product as uncharacterized. The transcript has 2 exons. Lineage: Eukaryota; Viridiplantae; Streptophyta; Magnoliopsida; Fabales; Fabaceae. Gene Ontology annotation, biological process: regulation of DNA-templated transcription. Bases 296 to 1432 code for a protein of 378 amino acids. The record is from RefSeq and is a predicted model, not a curated record. Gene Ontology annotation, molecular function: double-stranded DNA binding.